Dioscorea cayenensis subsp. rotundata (Guinea yam) is the source of this 2090-nucleotide messenger RNA. RefSeq names its product type I inositol polyphosphate 5-phosphatase 8-like. Bases 72 to 1715 code for a protein of 547 amino acids. The record is from RefSeq and is a predicted model, not a curated record. The transcript is spliced from 11 exons. Gene Ontology annotation, molecular function: phosphatidylinositol-3,4,5-trisphosphate 5-phosphatase activity; phosphatidylinositol-4,5-bisphosphate 5-phosphatase activity; inositol-polyphosphate 5-phosphatase activity. NCBI's taxonomy places the organism in Eukaryota, Viridiplantae, Streptophyta, Magnoliopsida, Dioscoreales, Dioscoreaceae. Gene Ontology annotation, biological process: phosphatidylinositol dephosphorylation.
GAGAGAGAGAGAGAGAGCUUGAAGGAGAAAACAAGAGAAACGAGAAACUCUCCUUCUUCUUCUCUGACAAAAUGAGAACAGACUCCGGCAAAACUCUCAAGUUCCAGUACUCAUGGCCAAAAACAAAAACAGUGAUGAGGAAAUGGCUGAACAUCAGAACAAAGCCAGACGAAUUCCACUCAGACUACAUCACCACCACCACCACCACCACCAAGGGUAGUAGCAUGGUUGUACAACAAGCUCGGAGAAAGAGCUGCUCCGAUAAAGAAGACUCCAUUUCCCAUCUCCAUGCAAAUGGAUGGUUAGUGGAGACAUGUGAGAACCUUAAACCGCCGCUUUAUGGACCCAAUCCGCCAACUCUUUCAUCAUCAUCGUCAUCAUCAUCUCUCUCUAAUGAAAACCUCAGAAUGUUUGUGGGCACAUGGAAUGUAGCGGGCCGAGCCCCGAAUGCGGGUCUCGAUCUUCGGGAUUGGUUCAUGAGCUCAUCUUCUCCUCCUCCUGAUAUUUAUAUUCUCGGGUUUCAGGAGAUUGUGCCAUUGAACGCAGGGAAUGUACUCGGGGCGGAAAACAAAGGGCCCGCUUCCACGUGGCUGUCUUUGAUACGUCAGGCUCUCAAUAACCCGAAAAAAGAACCUGUCUUUUCUCCUAAUUACGGUACUGCCACUGAGCAGCCGAGGACUAGCUUCUCCGACUUGCUAUCCUUGGACGACGACUUGGAAUGGUACGGUGAUGAAAGAAAUAUCGAGCCGUGCACGAAUCUUAACGACGCCAGCAGUGAAGAAGGGUCGUCCGAUUGGUGCCAGACCGGAUCCCCAUGCACAGGACGCGAGACUGGGUACUACUUGGCAGCGAGCAAGCAAAUGGUUGGAAUCUUUUUGUGCGUGUGGGUUAGGUCCGGUAUGAUGCCACACGUGCGAGACCUCAAAGUCUCAUGCGUGGGACGUGGCAUUAUGGGCUACAUGGGUAACAAGGGAUCGAUAUCGAUCAGCAUGACAAUACGAUCCACGGCAUUUUGUUUCGUUUGCACGCAUUUGGCAUCGGGUGAGAAAGACGGAGAUGAAGUCCGGCGAAACUCUGAUGUGUCGGAGAUUUUAAAGAGGACUAGAUUUAAACCGUCUCGGAGAUUUUCAAAGUCCAGCAUGGUAUCACCUGAGACAAUAUCAGAGCAUGAUAAGGUGAUAUGGCUUGGUGAUUUGAACUAUAGAUUAACAACAAGUUGCAGUGAUACUCAUGAGCUACUGAAGAGGAAUGACUGGCAAGCGUUGUUAGAAAAAGAUCAGCUAAGGAGAGAGCAAGAUGCUGGGCGUGUGUUUAAUGGGUGGGAAGAAGGAAAGAUAUACUUCCCUCCAACUUAUAAGUACAGAGCUAACUCUGAUACUUACGUGGUUUCCACUGCUAAAUCUGGAGAGAAGCGACGUAACCCUGCAUGGUGUGACAGAAUACUAUGGAGAGGGGACGGGAUGAAACAGAUGUGGUAUGUGAGAGGGGAAUCGCGUUUCUCAGACCACCGUCCCGUUUCAUCGUUGUUCUCCGUUAAACUUGACGGUGGUGACCACGUGGCAGUCGGAGAGGGGGUGAAGGACGGCACGAUCUCGUACAACCACUUAAAUACCACAAAUGCAAGUGGAGCAUCCUGUGGGAAAAUCCAGGCGGAGGAGCAGUUACUUAAGUUCACCGCGAGAAGUCAGAGCUGCUUGGAAGCCCCUAGAUUCUGAUUAUCUAAAUACAUUGUUUAUUUAUCAAAAUAAAAAAAAUUUGUUUAAUAGAGGAAGAGCUGAAGGACGAGAAAGGAAAAAAUAGAAAAGGGAGGGGCUAAUAGGUAAAAUACCAAGGGAAAAUUAGGCCCACACGCGUGCGCAAAGGCUAUGAGCACGUGUAAUGGAGAUGACUUGGGAGAAGUCCAGCCUAAUUAUUCUGGUUGGUCACCAAGCAAACAUUGGGAGAGCCCUUCUCAAUGAGGUUUUGUUUUCUAUUUACCUUUUUUUUUUCUUUUCUUUUUUUUAUAACCCAAAAGAUGUGUCUUGGACUCUCAUUCAAAAAGUGGGUUAAUGAUUCACUUCGGGUCAAGUUUAACCUCAUUUGAUUGUGAA